AUGGUGAAAGAUCACGAGGACCCCGCCACCGCCUCAAUCGAGUUGUGGGAUCAUGAGCUGCCGGAUGGCUCAUCUUUAUCUACGGGCAUGGACCGUGUCAAUGCAACUUGCACUGACUCUAAACCCCUUUCUGCGGAUACAUCAUCAUUCCCUACUCGUUCAUUUGGACUCACCGGUUCAUUGUCACUUCAUGAUUAUCGUAAACAUUUGGCACAAGCUGCAGAGUAUAACGACGAUCCCGUAGAUCGUUCAGAAAAAACACUCAAGCGAAAAACGGGAACAAGCAAUUUGAACCGACCUCCUGAUAUCUCAACACUUUCCUCGUACGCUGUCUCAAUCUCAUCAUCUGGGGCAUCUAGUCCGCCACCCUUGUCGCCAUCCUGUUCACACAGUGUCAUCUCUCAACGAAGCGAGCUUGACGAGGUCUCGGACCUAACUCUUGAUCAGCUGCAGCUCGGUGCGCAUCCUGUCCAGGGGCCACGAGUUGAUCUUGUCUCGGAAAACCUGGUUCGUCCAAGACCUAACAGGAAACGAUUGAACACAUUUCGCCAAAAGCUUGAGGCUCGUGGACAAAUUCAGCACUCGCCUCUAUCCCGCCCCCAGGAUUCCGAGAUGUUGGCCACCACGCAGGCCGCUGCCACCAUCUCUCAUGGCGGGGCCUCCUUUGAGAUCUUGAACCCACGCAAGUCGCUGGAUCUCGCGCGAAUUGUUUCCUUCAUUGAAGAUGUUGACACCUGCUCGCUUAUGUCGGCGGACCAAAUCCGCGACUCAAUGGUGUCCUCGUUCACUAUAGACCAAGGACUGGAUCGAAGCUCGCUCUCCCAAUUUACAGACGCCUCGUUACCUUCUCACUACUCUUCAUCACUAUAUACUUCUCUCUCAACGGCAUACUCCACGCCCAAGAUGCAAUCAGCCGAUAUUCCUUCCUCGUCACCUGGGGUGCACGAUCGAAUCCACUCGCUAUCCGACUUCUCUCUUCACGAACACAACUACUGGACCUCAGACAGUUAUCAUGAGCCAGAGCAACAAAUCAAAUACGAUGAUGACAUUCCAGGGGAAUCAUCCAGAGCCCACAUGGUAUCAAUCUCAGAGAGACAGGAAUCAAGGGAAGACCUUCCCUCAGAGCCGGACUCCCCACGACCAUCAUCCUCUUCCGUACCAACAUACUACUCCGGAGAAAGUGAAAUCGGGGAGCCAGGCUCCCCAGUCUACGCGAACGGAGAAUGGUCGCAGGUCGACGAACGUGACCGUGGCAUCUUCCUCGAUCUCCCAUCUCCCACCUAUUCCACUUUUGAAAGCAAACCACCCUCUCCACCUCUCUCACCAUACGAUACCUACCUCGCCAACACAAUGUCCCCCGCCUACUCUCAAACUUACGAUCCCUAUGACCCUAUUUACUUUGAUCCCCAUGUACAAUCCGUGCUGGCCGCGGCCAACGCCGAGAACAUGGGCCUCCGCGGCUCACCUCCCGGUGCGCUGGACGACUUGCAGCGGAGGUUCCAAAAUUCCCGCUCUCUUUCUGGCGAUGGUACACGCAAAGGCGACAAUGGGAAGCAGCGUAAAAAGCUACGCAAGUUCUUCAGCUGGCGUUCUGGGAAUUGA
Molecule: messenger RNA, 1602 nt
Organism: Penicillium malachiteum
Lineage: Eukaryota; Fungi; Ascomycota; Eurotiomycetes; Eurotiales; Aspergillaceae
Product: oxidoreductase, short-chain dehydrogenase/reductase family
Exons: 3
Coding region: 1-1602 (533 amino acids)
Source: RefSeq, a predicted model, not a curated record